AAUCUUAUUUUAUUUUCACUUAUGUUAAUUUCAGCUAUGCAUAAUAACUAAAUCAAUAUGGCGUUGCCAUCUGUCCAAACUAACUUUUUUAUAGCAACUCAAACUGUGCGUGAUGCCAUGAAUGAAGAUAAUAAAGGUGAUACAAAGAUUUCAUAUUGCAAGUACUUAAGUAGCAUUCUAUUUAUGGUUCAGACUCUGAAAGAUGAUGCGUGGAACAAGCAAGACAUGCAAAGUUUAUGUGAUGAUACUUCAAAGCUAUUAAAAUUGACACAGAAAUGUUUGGGAAGAGUUAUUGAUAUAUUUGAUGAACAAUCUCAAAAAAAAAAUGAAAAAGAAAUUUCUGAAUUAAAUAAUGAAACAUGUGAAACGACUGGUGGUUGUAGAGUUGAUAUACCAACAACACCACCUACACCAACAAUACCACAUACACCAACAACAUUUACCACUUCAUUAAAUUCAACAAAUUCCACUAUAGUUCAUGAGCUAUUAUGGUCAUCAUUACCGACACCACCUGGUUAUUCUUCAAACAUAAGAUUGCAAAAUACUCCUAAUCACUCAAUGUUUCAAGCUUAUCAAAGGCGAAAAACAUUACAUGGUAAAAAUACUAAGCAAAGGUCUGAUGCAGUGUCAUAUAAUUUGAGUUUAUUUCGUCAAGCAGCUGAAAAAAUGGCAAUUACACAGGCUAAAGAAAAAGCAUUCAAAGAGAAAUUAGCUGAACAGGUUCUCAGAUUAAAAGCAGAAGCAGAAAGAAGAUGCAGCAAACUUCAAAAACGAUCAAAAAUUGAUAAUGAAUUUCGUCAAAAUUUGCUGACAGAAAUAUUAGCAUUUGAACAUGAAGUGCAAUGGGCUAUUCAAUUUCGUGAUGCAUUUGUACUAAAUAAAGAAGAUCAUGUUGCUAUAGGAGCAGUUUUGAAACUUUUAUUGUUGCGUAAAGACCAUCCUCUUGGAAAAGCUCUUAUAAAACUGCAGACUUCUAUAUAUAACCAAAUUUAUCAAUUUGUCAAGGAAGAUCCCUUUGUUAAUGAAACCUUUCAACCAGACACCUGUAAUCAGAAUUCAACCUUAAAUAUUUAUGUUACUCAUCAAGCAAAAUUUCAGUCUUUUCUUAUUGAUGAUAAAAAUAAUAUUUCAGGAUCUAUUAGCUCAUCUGUUUCGUCUGAAAAUUUGUCAUCUGCCACAAAAGUCUCAAAUGAUUCAAAUUUUAUUGAUAGCGAUAAAAUAUCUUUCCUAGAGAAAGAAUUUGAAGAGCUUGAGAGUUCUAUGUUUUCCGAUUCAGACGAAGAACCAACAGAAAAUUACUGUGGCCUUAACAUUAAUAACUUGAAUAACCAACAUAAAGUUGAAGAUUCAUUAAAUGAUUCUGCCUUGAACAAUUCUAAAAUUAAAGCGAAUGAAAAUAUUUAUUUAUGUCCUCAAAAAAGUAUUGAUAGUAAUGACAGUAUAGAGACUGAAAACCAAUAUUAUUGUGUUGAACCUGAAAAUAGUUCAAUUUCAGCAAGUUUCAAAGUCAACAAUGAAAAGUAUGGUGACAUAUUACAUAAAACAACAAGUAACACUUAUGAAGUUCUUGAUAAUAAUCAAGAAGAAAACAUUUAUGAAGAGGUAACUUCAAAUAAUAAAUUUUCAAACAUGGACACUUACGAAGCAUUGAAUCCAAGUGUCAUAGAGAAUCAAGCUCACAUUUAUGAAAUUAUAUCAACGAAUCUAAAUGAAGACAAUGAAUUUUCAGUGGAUGAUGAUACAGCAAAAAUAUUUUCUCAUAUUGUUAAUGAUAUUUUAUUUAAUAUUGAUCGCCUAUACACUGUGAUUCUUUUGGCAUAUGAAACUCUUGACACUCCACUUGGGAGAGAUCAAGCAUAUGCCACACUUGAGAGUGUGUUAUUUGAACAAUUAUGGCACUGGGUUAUCAAACUUUUCAGAAAAGUUGAUUUUAAAAAAAUGUUAAAGUUGGAAUAUAUAAUGAAAACAAAAUCAGAAUAUAAACCAGAAGACAUGAUGAUUCGUGAAAAGUUUGCUCUUUCUGAUUCUUCAAACCCACCUUAUCAAGAAGCCAUUAAUGAAAUAAAGCUUCUUUCUGAAAUCACAAGCCCCCUAGAAAAAUUAGAAUGUGCAGUUCGUACAAUGAAAUGUGUAUGUACUUGUGUAGAAAAUUAUUAUUCAAACAAAGGGAAAACACCACCUAUACUUGGAUGCGAUGAUUUGUUGCCAAUUGUAUCUUACAUCAUUUUAAAAAGUGGAUUGCAUCAAAUAGUAGCUGAAUGUCAUGCUAUGCUUGAAUUUAUUCACGAUGGAUACUUAAUGGGUGAAGAAGGUUAUUGUUUGACUACACUACAAUCAGCAAUAUCCAGUCUACUUGCUUUAAAGUAGCAGCAUUAAUAAUUUUUAUCUUACGUAAUUCUUCAGAGUUUAUUUUUUUAUUAAAUUUCAAUAAUUCUAAAAUUGUAAAACUCUUUUUGAGUUUUUUUUUCCCUCUUGUUCUACAAUUUAGUUUUCUACCAUGCAAGUUUUUUUGAACUAUGCAAGUUUUUUUGAACUAUGCAAGUUUUUUUGAA
This is a messenger RNA of Hydra vulgaris (swiftwater hydra), 2552 nucleotides long. RefSeq names its product VPS9 domain-containing protein 1. Gene Ontology annotation, biological process: vesicle-mediated transport. Gene Ontology annotation, molecular function: guanyl-nucleotide exchange factor activity; small GTPase binding. The record is from RefSeq and is a predicted model, not a curated record. Gene Ontology annotation, cellular component: cytosol; endocytic vesicle. NCBI's taxonomy places the organism in Eukaryota, Metazoa, Cnidaria, Hydrozoa, Anthoathecata, Hydridae.